Messenger RNA from Saccoglossus kowalevskii, 1524 nucleotides. Its product is annotated as actin-histidine N-methyltransferase-like. Gene Ontology annotation, biological process: actin modification; peptidyl-lysine monomethylation; peptidyl-lysine trimethylation. Lineage: Eukaryota; Metazoa; Hemichordata; Enteropneusta; Harrimaniidae. The record is from RefSeq and is a predicted model, not a curated record. Gene Ontology annotation, molecular function: protein binding; protein-L-histidine N-tele-methyltransferase activity; protein-lysine N-methyltransferase activity.
AUGGGCAGAAAAAGCAGGAAAAAACAGAUCCGGUAUUCGGACACAUAUGGCAGGGAAAUGAUGAGCCUUGCCAAUAACCUGUUAGAAAAAGCUAAUGGUCCACCAUUAUCAGGUACAAAGCAGUGGGAAGAAUUCCUAGAAUUACACAAACUGGUGGAAAUAAUCAGAGAAAAACAAAUAGAUCAUAUUCCUAUUGAAACUUCAAGAGAUGAACACAUUGAAGAGUUUUUAACAUGGUUGAAAUACAAUGAUGUUGAGGUUGAUCAUGUAUCAAUAGAGAAAUUUUCUGAAGGGUAUGGUCUGAAAGCUUUAAAAGAAUUUAAGAAAGAAGACACUCUGCUGACUGUACCUAGAAAAGUUAUGAUGACAGUAGAAACUGCUGAAUCAUCAGUUCUUGGUUCACUCAUUUCUAAGGACAGAGUUUUGCAAGCAAUGCCUAAUAUAACAUUAUCUGUUCAUCUGCUUUGUGAAAAACAACUUGAAGAUUCAUUCUGGAAACCAUAUAUCAACGAUAUACUGAAACAGUAUAAGAAUAUUGGCAGACAGUAUGCAUACUUUUAUAAGUUAUUCCAAAUUUUGCCAAAUUCAACCAAGGUGCCCCUGAAGGAACGUUUUUUGUAUGACGACUACAGGUGGGCAGUAUCAACAGUGAUGACCAGACAAAAUCAUAUUCCAGCUUGUGAUGGCACACAUAGGACCACAUCAUUGGUACCAUUAUGGGAUAUGUGUAACCAUUGUAAUGGAGUUAUAACCACAGGAUUUGAUGUGGACACCAACUCACUAUACUGUUUAGCUUUAAAAGACUUUCAAAUCAGUGACCAGAUAUUCAUCUUCUACGGAGCAAGAAAUAAUGCUGAGAUGCUAACACAUGAUGGUUUUGUCUAUUUACCAAAUAGUCAUGAUAAUACUUCCAUUAAAAUUGGCAUCAGUAAGAAUGACCCUUUGUUUGCAUUGAAAGCUGAACUCUUAACCAUGCUGCAUAUUUCUACAUCAAGAACAUUUCAUAUAUUUUGUACAGAGAUACCAAUUCCACCGAUGCUUGUUGCCUUUCUUAAAAUUAUUGUUAUGGGUGAAGACGAGUUAAAAGAAAGGCUGAGGUCUGAAAAUGAUCUAAAUCCAGCAUUACUGUUAGAUAUAGACCAUGUAGCAAGUAUUGAGAAUGAAAUAAAGAUGUGGAGGUUCCUUGAUACCAGACUGGAUUUGUUGUUGAAAAUAUACCAUGUGUCAAUAAAGGAUGAUGAAGCUAUGCUCAAAAACAAUGACCUAACCAACAAUGCAAGACUUGCUAUUCAACUCAGACUUUCAGAAAAAAAAAUACUGCAACAGACAAAAAAAUAUGGACUGAAAAGAAAAGACAGAACAAGCAAACUUAUCGGGAGUGAUGAAGAGAAUGCCAAUGGUGAAUCUAUUAAUGUAAAUGAAGAAGGAAAUAUUCCGCGAUAUGUAAAUGUAGGGACAACUGUUGAUAUUCUAGACAAAAGUUUGAAUGGGGAAAAGUUACUGGCAGGUCUCGAUAUUCAAUAA